AGGGCCCGUAUCGCAUCCUCAUACUUGUUAGAAAUCCUGCUACCUACAAUCGCAGCUCCAGGGAAAAAUCAGACUUGUCUGAGACCUGUAACAAAAAAGAUUCACCAUGACCAGCAAUGCAGAAGGACUAGCCGCAGCGGCCUUGGCCAGCAUGAACUCUCCCAGCUUCCAAGGGCAAGAGAAAAUGGCGGAUCCCCCCAAGAAGAAGAACGGUGGCAACAGAGGACGAGGAAAGCAAGUGGAACUCAAAUUCCCAGUGGAGCCUCGCGUCAUUCAAGUGAUCAAGAAGCCUCGUACCAUCAUGAACCACUCUUACCGUGAUUUCUCCUGCGUCCCUCCCGAGGCAGGCGAAGUGGUCCCAACAGAUAUCAACCAGAUGACCUUCCCUCAAAAGGUACACCAUAUCCUUUCUCAGCCUGAAAACUCCAAGUUCAUCAGCUGGAUGCCUCAUGGAAGAGCAUUCCGAAUCAGCAUCCCCAAGCUCUUCGAAUCGAAGGUGUGCGCCAAGUAUUUUGGCCACACUCGCUACAGUUCCUUCCUAAGGCAGCUCUCGAACCAUUCCUUCAAGCACCUCACGCAGGGCACCGACAGGAAUUGUUAUUAUCAUGAGUUCAUGCUUCGAGGGCUACCCCAUCUCGGAAAGUACAUGCCCAGGCCAAAGGACGCAAGGCGCUUGGUCCCCGAUCCUUCCAACGAGCCCGACUUUAACGCCAUCAGCAAAGCCUUUCCUCUUCCUGGUGGAAAUGGUAAUGGUGUGAACGCGGAGCCCACGCAAGAACCACAGGCUGCUGCCAACAUGCCAGUUGCCGGCAGUCCUCGUCUUGCAUCUGUUCUUGUUUCCACUAGUGGUGGAAACAGUCCCAUGCCACCGGCAAAGAAACCCCGAAUGGAACCUGUGGUACAGGCUACCCCACAAUUCCCUCUCCAUGUGCCGCCUGUGCAAAGCCCUGUGCAAGCACCUCAGGUACAACUUCCGGUUCAGGUAGCGCUUCAAUUGGCGCUUCAAGCUCCUAUUCCUGCGCCCGCACCUGUCCAGGCGCCAGCCCCUGUUUCGUGCCCUCAGCAGCAAGUUCCGAAUGUCAGUUCCCAAGAAGCCCAGCAGAUUUUGCAUCUGUUGGUCAAUCACGCUGCGAACACAUCCAAUCCUCCCAGGGUUGUCUCCGCUCCUGCCCCCCCUCCGCCACCUCCCCAGCCGGACAACAGCUUGGUACUACAAGAAUUGGCUGCACUAUUGAGAGGCAAUCAAGGUUUUACCCUGAACCAGCCUGCUGCUCCUGCCCCACCUCCGCCGCCACCACAAGCUCCCCAACCGCCAUGCAACUCGGCGCUACAAGACUUGGCGGCGCUUUUAAGAAGCAGCCAAGGUGUGACUGUAAACCAGCCCGUGGUCGCUGCACCUGCACCUUCGGCGCUUCAAACCGCCCAAUGGCAAGCGGCACAGGAACGAAACGAUGCUGUGGUGGCUGUGAUACGAGGAGGUUUGCGAGCUCGAUUGGAAGAAACUCCGACGCCUCCUCCUGUUUCCAACAACUCGAACGAACUUGCUACCGUGCUGGCAGCUGCGCUUGUUCAACAAUUCAACAGCAACCGUGGAGGGUGCUCGAACCGCCACUAAGAGAAAAGAUGGAUGCCUUAUACUUUGCUUUCUACAUGACGAUACAUGAAAAUACGAUCUAGCCACAAAGGCUCAAGGCUGGUUGCAUUCAUCUUUUAUUACAUUACAAUGCACUCACUCUCAGGAAAGUCGACCAGCACACCGAUAAUCUGGAUAGUCCCUUACUUUUAAACCAUACAUAAUCAGAUCUCUUCACUAAACAAUACAUUACCGGGUCCCUUCACUGAAAGG
This is a messenger RNA of Seminavis robusta, 1846 nucleotides long. The record is from the annotation of a GenBank genome assembly. Lineage: Eukaryota; Bacillariophyta; Bacillariophyceae; Naviculales; Naviculaceae.